AUGGCUGCAAAAACUGCCGCUGUAGGUGGCAAGAGAAAGGCUACUAUGGGAGUGAAGGGGAAGCCGAAGGCCAUGGCUAAGAAGGCCCGUCUCGAAGACAACAAGAAGGCUGCGCCAGCUGCUGAAGACUCGGACGACUCUGACGACGCUUCUGAUUCUGAUGACGGUGGCGUCCAGCUUUCAGAUAAGAUCAAAGAGAGCAAGCCUGCGGCCAAGGGCUACCAGAAGACUUUUGAGCCAGGUCUUACCUCGCGCGAAUCGCACGCCAAACAGAAGCAGCUUGCGGCCGAGCGCAAGGCGGCCAAGCCGCUCGCCGACGAAGUCCAGCGCACAAAGAAGAUUUGGGAGCGACUGCGCCGAAAGUCUCACGUCCCCAAGGAGGAGCGCCAGCAACUCGUCGCUGAACUCUUCACGAUUAUUACCGGCCGCAUGAAGGACUUCGUUCUGAAGCAUGAUGCCGUCCGCGCCGUCCAAACCGCCAUCAAGUAUGCGACCUCCGAGCAACGCAAACAGAUCGCCCGCGAGCUUGAAGGCAGCUACGCACAGCUGGCCGAGAGCCGAUACGCCAAGUUUUUCAUCGGCAAGCUCCUGGUGCAAAACGACGACGAGAUCCGCGACCUCAUCAUUCCCGACUUUUACGGUCGCGUCCGCAAAUUGAUCAACCAUGCCGAAGCCUCGUGGAUCCUUGACGAUAUCUACCGCACAGUUGCGACCAAGCAGCAGAAGGCGUUCCUGCUCCGCGAAUGGUACGGCCCUGAGUUUACCCUCAAGGAGCUGACCAAGGACAAGGCCGUGACGGCUGACCUCAAAGAGAUUCUCGCCGACACACCCAGCAAGCGCGGCCCCAUCAUGAAGUCGCUGCUUGAGAUGAUCAAUACGCUAGUGCAGAAGCGCAUGGGUGGCUUCACGAUGCUGCACGACGCCAUGCUCCAGUACUACCUUGCUACGGAGCCUGGCUCGGAGGAGUUUAAAGAAUUUAUGGAGCUGAUCAAGGGCGAUGAGACCGGCGAUUUACUCAAGAACUUGGCGUUUACUCGCUCAGGUUCACGAUUAGUCUGCCUGCUUCUUGCCUACGGUAGCGCAAAGGACAGAAAGCAGCUGCUCAAGAGCUACAAGGAUACAUUCAUGGCCAUGGCGGGCGACCAAUAUGCCCACCUGGUCAUUCUUACCGCAUACGACGUUAUCGACGAUACCAAGCUCACCGCUAAGUCCAUCUUCCCUGAACUGGUCGGGGAGAAGACCGAGGAGGUUGUGGAUAAUAUUGUCGGUGCCGUCAACAAUCCACAUGCAAGACUGGCAUUCAUGUACCUAUUCGAAGGCAUGUCAAAAUCUCUGUUCCCACCCGGCAGCACAUUUGCCCAAGAUAUCCUCACCGAAGUUCACGAGAUUCGCAAGACGACGAGUAAGAAGGACACAGAUGCUCGCCGCCAGGAACUUGCGUCAACGCUUACCCCCCAUCUUCUCGAGGCUAUUGCCACAGCCCCGGCCGAUCUCAUGUCUACGGCGUUUGGCUGCCAGUUCAUUGCAGACAUUCUCUUGUGCAACACUGGCGACAAAGCUGCCGCCCUAGAAGCUGUUGCUCAGGCAGCCAAGGGCAACCCUAACGAGGAGGUGCCGGAGGACGAGGUUCAGCCUCGGACUCACAUCUCAAAGACGCCCUUUGGAGGCCGGAUGCUCAAGUCCCUUAUUCAGGGCGGCCGUUUCGACAAGGCCGCGGGCAAGAUUAUCCCCCUAGAGCCCGCCUUGGGCUUCUCCAACAUUCUGUACCCCGUCAUCUCAGACUACAUUGUGGACUGGGCAACGGGCCCGAGCUCUUUCGUGGUCGUAGCGCUGCUGGAGGCCGGGGACUUUAGCGACGCCGCGGCCGUGAGGAAGACGCUCAAGAAGAACAAGAAGCUCUUAGAGAAGGCGGCUAAGGAGCAGACACCGGAGCAAAAGGCGGCUCAGGAGGCUAAGGAGCAGGCGGCCGAAGCGGACAAGUCGGCAGGCAAAAAGAAGGCUGCCAGCAAGAAGAAGACGGAGCCGGCGGUAGGCAACAGUGGCAGUAAGCUGCUGCUGGAGAAGCUUUGA
Cordyceps fumosorosea ARSEF 2679 is the source of this 2070-nucleotide messenger RNA. RefSeq names its product Armadillo-type fold protein. The record is from RefSeq and is a predicted model, not a curated record. Lineage: Eukaryota; Fungi; Ascomycota; Sordariomycetes; Hypocreales; Cordycipitaceae. The coding region runs from base 1 to 2070 and encodes 689 amino acids. Gene Ontology annotation, molecular function: mRNA binding. The transcript has 2 exons. Gene Ontology annotation, cellular component: nucleolus. Gene Ontology annotation, biological process: regulation of translation.